AUGACACAGAUCCACUGCCCCACUUCUAGGGUAGGUAUCCGAGCCAAACCCGUCACAUCAGGUCAAUCGAAUCCAUACCAUAAGCAUGGUAGUAACCAAACUGAAAUCCUGCAAACGCACCUAGAUAAUGAUGUUCGUGUAACAGGUGCUGGCAAACAGGCAUGGCUUCUUCUUGCGCAGGACUAUGCACAAUCAAGUCCGGCGGCGGGUGUGUUGCGAUUGAAAGUUACAUACGGUGUCACUUUUGCCCAGCUUUAUGCUUUGAACCCCGCCAUCGGUGACGAUUGCCAAUAUCUCUCACCCGGCUACGCCAUCUGUGUCGCCGUCAAGUCCACUUCCACGACUACCAUACUGACGGCAGCACCGACUGAAACCACGUCUAGUGGUGACUCAUGUGCUGCAACAGAAUCCAAAUAUGGCAUCACUUUUGCCAAAUUCUUGUUGUGGAAUCCGUCCAUCGGUUCCAACUGCCAGUAUCUUGAUUUCGGACAGCAGUACUGCAUUGCAGGACCUGUGCAAACGGGUAUCACCACGUCAUGCACGACUUUCUAUACUGCUAAAAAGGAUUACUCAUGCUGGGCUAUCGCAACUGCCUAUGGUAUAACUACUGGUAAGUCCCUACCCUGGAAUUCAGCCGUUGGCAGUGACUGCUCAGGGCUGUGGCCAGACUACGAAAAUUGCGUCGCCAUUUGA
Penicillium canescens is the source of this 693-nucleotide messenger RNA. RefSeq lists its product as uncharacterized. The transcript has 3 exons. NCBI's taxonomy places the organism in Eukaryota, Fungi, Ascomycota, Eurotiomycetes, Eurotiales, Aspergillaceae. The record is from RefSeq and is a predicted model, not a curated record. Bases 1 to 693 code for a protein of 230 amino acids.